This is a messenger RNA of Amblyraja radiata (thorny skate), 2646 nucleotides long. RefSeq names its product EF-hand domain (C-terminal) containing 2 (gene efhc2). Bases 170 to 2401 code for a protein of 743 amino acids. Gene Ontology annotation, cellular component: microtubule. Gene Ontology annotation, molecular function: calcium ion binding. The transcript is spliced from 15 exons. The record is from RefSeq and is a predicted model, not a curated record. NCBI's taxonomy places the organism in Eukaryota, Metazoa, Chordata, Chondrichthyes, Rajiformes, Rajidae. Gene Ontology annotation, biological process: regulation of neuron projection development.
GUGUUUUGUAAAAUGAUUUUGUUUUAAAAAGGUUUGCGCUGUAAUGGCGACCUGUUUGUUUCCUUGGCAGUGCGGCCGCCCGCUCUCUAGGGACGUCAGCGUAACCUAGGCAACGGUGGAGCUAAACAACACUUUCCUCACACUCCACGGCAACUUCUUCAGUGGCAACAUGACUUUACCACUCUUGCCCGGGAAUUCCUUCAACAGGAACCUGGGAAAAGAAAGGUUUCAUAAAUCGCAUCAUUUUGACUUCCCAAAUGAUGUCCCUGUGAUGGUGGGAGAGGAAAAGCCUGGAAUUGGUGGGGAGCCACUGCUCGGGCAGAAGUUGAAGCCCAAGUUCAGCGUAUUCCCAAAGGGACAAGGCAGUGAUGCUCCAUCUUGGGUUGUAUUUGAUAAGCAGGUACUUUGCUUUAAAGCCUAUUUUCAAGAAAGUGUACAGGAAAGAAGAGAAGAACAAUAUCGAAUAAGAAAAUGCAAGAUUUAUUUUUACCUGGAAGAUGACACAAUACAAGUUAUUGAACCAGAAGUAAAAAAUAGUGGUAUCGAUCAAGGAACGAUAAUCAAUCGUCAUCGUAUUCCUCUUCCGCCUCCACAUGAUGAUCAGUUUUACACAGUGGAUCAUUUCAAUAUCUGUCAAGAGAUUGUGUUCUAUUCAAAGACAUUCAUGAUUGUGGACUGUGAUCAAUUUACGAGAAACUUUCUCUGGAAAAUGGGUGUCAAACUGAACCCACCUGGCUGCAUUCCUGAAGAUCCAUAUAUUUCAAAGCGUGAAAAAAUGGAGAAAAAUAUGCAUCCUCUCCGCCCAUAUGAGAAAGUUGAUACACUUAAGCAGUUCCUGGACCAUGACACACAUGUGUUGCGAUUUUACUGCUAUUGGGAUGACAGAGACAAUCAAUUUGGAGACUUCAGGGAACUCGUUCUGCAUUAUUUCCUGUCAGAUGACACAAUUGAAAUUAAAGAGGUUCUGCCCCCCAAUUCUGGCAGAGAUGCUGUUGGCGUGUUUCUCCACCGAAGCCAGCUACCAAAGAAUAUUCCGGAUCGAUUAUAUCAUCCUGGUGAAAUUACAGACCAAACGCUACUGAAUACUUUUGGACCAGUGGGACGUGGAAGCCGCUUCAUUCUGGAUAGACUCAAGACUGGACAUGUGUAUCAAGAGUUCUACAAAGACUGCGACAUAAUGAUUGGGUCAGUGAUAAAUGCUUGGGGACGAAAAGUAGUACUCUGUGACUGUGACGAAUUCACCAAAGAAUAUUACCGGAAUAAGUAUGGUGUUGAGGAUUUCACACCGGUUAUAUUCAAGUCUGAACCAAUCACAAAGAUUGAAAGGCAAGUUCCACCAUACAAUGGUUUUGGAUCGGAGGAGGAUUCCUACAAUUCUACUUUAAGCCUGGAGCCCAAACCUCCACAACGUAAUAUGAUAAAAUUUAUGGAAAAGGACAGACAAGGAUUGGAAAGCAAUGUGCUCCGGUUUAUGGCCAGAUUAAUUACAAAUGACGAAAUUAACAAUGAUAGGAAAUUUAUCAUUUCCUAUUUUUUGAGCGAUGACACCAUUAGUAUUUUUGAACCUCCAAAGGAUAACUCAGGUAUUAUGAGCGGUAAAUUUUUGGAAAGAGGACGAGUAAAAAUACCUGGCCAGGAACUGUUUAAGAGUGAGCUAUCUGAAUAUUUUACUCAGCAGGAUCUGUUUGUUGGAGCUAAACUCUGUUUCUAUGGGAAUUACUUUUGCCUGGUAGAUGCUGAUGAGUAUACUUUCUGUUACAUGGAAAAGAAUGCAGAUGAAUGCCAGAAAGCCAAUAUUUGCACAGUUUUGACCAAGCUUAAAUCAACUGGUAAUACACAUUCCCUUGAAAUUAAAAGGAUGCUUGCAUCUCAUGAUCUUCAUAGAACUGGAAUAAUCAAUUACGAUGAGUUCAGGAAUAUUGUACUUCAGAUUGGAGAAGGACACAUCAGUGAGCAUGAAGUAAUUACAGUAGGCCGGUACUAUAGCAUCCGUCAACAGCAAGAUACAGACGUCUGUCUCAUAUUACAUUUAGUUCAAGAGGAGCUAAGAAAAAAUGGCUUUGAAGAUUUUAAAAAGCUAUCUGAGGCUUUCGUCUAUGAAGAUCGACAAAGAACUGGAUUCUUGCCUAUUCUGGAAACUAGAAAUAUUUUGAAAGGUUUCCAGCUGCCUACACCAACUGAUAUUCUUGAAGAAAUGAUUUCAAAGUUUCUGAAUGUUGAUGGACAAGUGGCAUACAGGAAUCUUGUCUUGGGCCUGAACUGGAGAGAAAACCCUGUACCACCUGCUGAAGCGAAGAUCCCCAUUAAGCUUUACACCAGGAGUUCAGAGUUUCCAAUUAUACAAGUGAAGAGUAUCAACUACAUAGCUUUCAUAGAGGAUUUGUUCGGCAAACAGGAAUAAAAUUAUUCAAAGUGGGUCAUCUUUAUCUUAUUCACAGAAAUGUUUUUGUUUAAAUAUUUUUUUAGACAUUGGUACAUAUGAAAAGUCAAAUGUCUUUCUAGUUGUUAACAUAAUUGCAGUUAGACAUCAACUAAAUCAAUAACAAAACAAGAUUUUCACUUGUGUGUACCUCAUCCAUAGAAGUAAUUUGUGUCUAAUGCAUUAAUUAACUGACAAUAAAUGAGAAUAUUAAAAAAAUUCACACA